Molecule: messenger RNA, 3516 nt
Organism: Cottoperca gobio
Lineage: Eukaryota; Metazoa; Chordata; Actinopteri; Perciformes; Bovichtidae
Product: HEPACAM family member 2
Exons: 9
Coding region: 152-1603 (483 amino acids)
Source: RefSeq, a predicted model, not a curated record
GCUCUUUAAGAGAACAGGUGCGUCCUUAGCAGGUAAUAGUGAAGACACAGGAAGUAAAGUCACUUGUUAGCAAACACAAACCGAAACGGAGCAUUAUUUUACCAAAACAUGAACAUGAAGGCAAAAUACCUUGACCGGCCCGACUGAAGACAUGAGACAACCUUUGCUCCUUCUCCGUCUGUCGUUGGCAGUCCUCCUCUCUGCCAACGUGCUGGCUCAAGAGCAGGUACAGAUCCAGUUCCAGACCGACCCGGUGCUGGUUCCAACUGGUUCUGAGAUAGUGUUCACGGUGCUGACAGUGUCCCAGAUUUUCUCCAUGAAAUGGCAGUUCCAAGUAACAGUCACUGUGGGUCAGUGGACCUCAGGAACCCCGGCGGUUAACCCGGGAACCCAGUUCGAGGGCAGGGUCACCAUCACUGCCAACCAGCUCCGAAUCGGAGGCGCCCAGCUCCGAGAUGCGGGCGACUACACGGUGGAGGUGACCCCCGAUGCUACAACAGGCCUCGCUACUAACUCCAGAUCGAUACAGCUGAGGGUGUUUGAUACAGUGGCAGGGGUGAGUAUGGUCGUUCCCUCGGUGGCGGUGGAAGGGAGAAAUCUGUCUCUGAUGUGCAGAUGGACCGCUGGGACAGAUAUUACAGUCCAGUGGGGCAAAGGAGGCGCCACAGUCACCAACGACUCCAGGAUCACCGUCUCAGGUGGCUCUCUGGUCAUCAACCCAGCCACACGGGGAGAUGCCGGGGAUUACUCUUGUACCGUCAGCAACCUUGUCAGCGCCCAAACUGCCACCCAGAGAAUCACUGUCUACUAUGGCCCCGACACCCCCGUGCUAACCAAGGAGACGCCGAAAGAGUGUGUCGGGGGAGGGGAUGUGUUGGUGGGACAGGAGGUGCGUCUCACCUGCAUGUCUGACUCGCUGCCCCCUGCCCUCUUCUCAUGGCAACGUGACGGACAGACGGUCGCAUCCGGCCAGCCGGACAGCGGGGUGCUCAGCGUUCAGACUUUCUCAACGGAUGAGAGCGGCCGGUACGUCUGCACGGCCAGAAACCGCAUCACCGGAGGCACGUCGGUGCAGGGCACAGACUUGGCCAUCGUAGACACUUGUCUAAAUGUCGGGGAAGUGGUGGGGAUUGUGAUUGGCUGUUUGCUGCUGCUCCUAAUCAUCGCGCUCCUCAUCGUGCUCAUUGUCUUUCUCAUCCGAAGGAGGAGGGCACAGAGACAAAGUGAUGCUACUUUGCUUGUGCAGAAGACCAACCCAAAUCCCAGGCCUAUACCUGCAGAUCCACAAACUAAUGGUGCAAGGGAUUUGGGCCAAGGACCCCACCCCCCCCUCUAUCACGUGAACACACACACACGCCAUCCCGACCGCUUGUACACAGCCCCGCAUGAAAGCCGAGGCAACCCACAGACCCUGCCGCUGAACGGGCUGCAUUACUCCGACACACACCAACACAAUGGUCGUACCCACACAAAUGGACUCCUACACAAUGCCUCUCAGAACGCCAAUUCAUACCCACACAAUGGCAUUGACAACCGGGCUUUCACGCACACUGAUGCUCAGAAUGCAAACACUCUUCCCGAAUACUCAGCAGCAAAAUCCUAACAUUCUCAUACAGACUGGCACUGCCCAGGGCGGCGCCCAGCAGCCGGGGGUCCACCUCAGCCUUAACACGCUGCCACAAAGUGGCCAGCAAAGCAACAAUGCACAAAUGCCCACCAUUCAUGUCAAUCUUAACUCAUACCCAACCAACGGCCAACAGACUCAGCAAGACAGCUCAUUUCCUGUCUCCAAUGUAGCCACUAAUAACGCUUUGCAAACCCAACCCAACGUAACGCAUACAGGGCAAUCACAUCCCAGAAUGCAAAAUGGGCAGUCCUAUCCUAGUGACCCCCAGCUGAAUGGUCACAUAGAAGCAGGUCACCAAGAUCAGCCCGGACUUGUCCCGACUGGAUACACACACUAUAACGGUAAUAACACUCCUCAGCGAAACGCCAACACACAGACGUACCAGCGGGAGCCGGAGCCUCGUCGCAGGUCUGAUAGAAACUCAUGGGAUCUCCUCAGAGGGACGCCAGCGUAUCCCCACGGCACACCUCAAAGAGGACAGACAUCACCUGAGUACACCUCUGACACUACAGACUACACCUACCAUCCUCCCAUACCAGAGGCAAGAACACCAAGCAGAUCUCAGCUUCGACUUCAGAGCCAAACCACUUCCCGGAGCCGAGCUCGGUCCAGACAAGAUUCGCCAUCAGAGGACAGACGGACACGGAGCCGUUCAGCUGAUCUUCGAGGCCCAAACACUCGCAGUGUAACACAGCUUGAAGCUGAACCCCGCACACAGAGAAGCGGCCACACACAAAGGAAGAGCGCUCAGCGAGACAUCAGAGGUUCGCCUGGUAGCCAGAACGCCCCCAGGCAGGAAGCCACACACAGCAAUAACCCCCAGGCACUGCCUCUCAGGAGCCAGCAGGCCUCUGUGGGCCGCUCUGCUCUGUCACAAGGACCCACGACACAACAGGGACCGGCUGCAACGUGGGGUACAGAUUCAAGAGCUUUGGCUGAUCCUAAUCACCUUCCACAGGCACACAGAGCAGUACCGAUCCAAACACUACCACAAGGCCUGGGCAAACACACACAGCCUGUCAUAAAUGGUGCCAAUCAUCCUCGCCAAGGAAGCACUGCUCCAAUCCCAAACUCUUCUGCUCAGCGUGAUGCCAGUAACCUAACCCAGGCUGCACUUACAGCCCACACUGAGAGGGCUCAAACAUUUCAGAAUCGGAAACUACAGACCCAGGCUGCCCUGCUUCACCCCGGACCACAGGUACGUGUUCCUGCUGCCGGGGCUCAGCAGCCACCACCUCCUCCUCCUGUUAUUCCCCUCACACAGUUCCAGCACCUCCCCAGGAAGCACACCCAGCACAAAUCCCCAAUUAGAGGGCCUCAGCCUCCCAGAGCUCCUGUUAACAUACCGGUGGCUCAACGACACCUACAAGUACAACAGCGGACCACCAACCAUCAUCACCAACGUGGACAUGGCCACUUGCAUGUCGAUGAACGCAGGCAUGCCCAUGGCCAGGGGCACCCUGCCCACUUCACCCACCCACAGCAGCAUCAGGCUCACAGAGGGAGACCAAGAUGAUGACAGAUGUCAGCAGACUACACUACAACUGUCCCGCAUCCAGUGACAAACAAACAGCUGACAGACGGGAUCCAAAGCACCACCAGCAAGACUGACUUCACGAGGUUCUGCUCUCAAAAACGCUGUCAUACCCUGGGAUCUCAGUCAGUCAGUUUUUUUUUGUGAAAGAAAGUGAACAUGUCUCCCAUGGGGAUGAUACAAAGUUACUUUUAGUGCUGCUUUCCUAGAAAUAAUUGACACAUUAUGUCAAAGAAGGAGGCUCAAUUUGCACCUUUUUAUAAGAAUGUACUAAAUGAGCUACAUUAUACUGAGUGCUUUUUAGAUAAAAUGCCACAUACACACACACACACACACACACACACAUACACACACA